AUGUCUGCCCUUCCUCCAGAUGAACAUAGAGGUCCUACCUCUGAGGAAGGGAGUUGGGACAUCCUGUCUUCCCGCUCCGAUGAGGUAGCCUCUCACUCCUCCGACUUCAACGGAGUUGGUACAGCAUUUGGGGAUCUCGACUCACAUCCUUCCGAUAUGAGUCUUGCACUUUCCGCUGACAGCGAUGAGGUCACACUGGCUUUCCAAGAGCGAGACGACAUCCUGAAAGCAAAGCUUGCCAGCGUUGAAACUCAAAUCGACUACAUGACCAGUACUGCUAAUUUCCCCAACCUCUCUUCGGAAGAGAUUAUGAGCCGUCGCGAAGCUCGCGAGCAAGCCCGAGCCGAUCUUGUCAGGCUCAAAGAGGAGAACCAGGCCAACCGCGUUCGUUACGACAAACUCAGAGAGGAUCUUAUCAACUCUACCGAUGGCAACCUCACCCCUGCACAGGUUUUGGCCAAGAUUAAGGAAUUGGACCGAGUUGAGGUAGACCUUGCCGAAAGCAACGCGGCGCUGCGUCGCAUGAGUGAAGCCCAAGGUGACUCCUCGUCCGGUAGUGAUGGGGAUGAUGAGGCAUCAUCUGAAGAGGAUUUGUCUGAUGACUCGGACGAAUCCAGCGUCCAUGGAACCACCUCAGAGUCCGACAGCGAUGAGAUGGAGUCCCAAUUCGCUCGUUCAGAUGGCAACUCCGCUGCCGAUGGCGGCAACAAUGAUGCAUCCCCAGCCAACCAAGGCACUGCAUCUGCUGAUCAGGGCUGUCCCACCAACGACCAGAACGAGACUGUUUCCAUUCCUUCUGAUGAUCAGAAGUACACGAUCAACGUCAGCUCGGUUUUCAACGCUAACAGCAACGUUGAUUCUCGUCGUGUGCUCUUGGAAAAGAUCCCUCAAAGCACCACUCUGACUCAGGUUGCCAACGCGGUCUGUGGUGUUGGAGGCCUCGUCCGAAUCUCCGUUCUGGAGAACAUCAUCAAGAGUGGUACUGCGUUUAAGCUUGCCUGCGUUGAGUUCCGCGACUCGACCGCAGCGGAGAAGUACGUUGCCAAUGUUAAGGCCAACGGGCUUGAGCUUGUUGACGCCAAUGGACGAUUCGUCGACAUUGAAGUCAAGCUCAUCAACAACACAUCGUCCUACCAAUCCCGCCACGGGCACCCGCACAACUAUGGUGUCGGUCAUUACAGCGAGCACUCUGGCCGCUGCAUCACCCUCGACAACUUUCCCACCUCUGCGAUCUGGUAUCUGUUUACCCGAUUCGGGACUAAGUACAUCAUCCGUGCUUGGUUUUCCCCCAAUGAGAACCAGAUGAACGGCAAACUGUCCGUUGAGUUGGCUAGUACCUUCGAAGCCGGUCGCCUCUGCGGAAUGAUUCUCAACCGCGGCUUCCUGCCUUACCAUGGACCUGUCGCUCAGAUGGGAUUUGGUCCUACUCCCUCUGACCGAGAUGUCGAGGAGCUUACCAGUUCCGUCUCCAACACGAUCGACUACAUCUCUCCUAAACAUCUUGUAGAUACCUGGAAUGUGCAACCCUUCAACCUAUUCACCCCCGCAACAAACUUCGUGUAUGGUGCCCCUAUCCCUCGACGAGCGGUUACAAGCCGCACUUCGUCGAUGACCGUGGAGGUGUCGCGCAUCCCAUCUCACUACUCAGGAAUGUCCAGUGUAGUGCCGCACAUUCUCGUCCGUGAUGAGAAGACCUCCACCGACCUUCAAGAUAUUCCAAUGACAAACAUCACCCUUACCUUCGUCGAUGAGGAUAUGAAGUAUAUUGUCGUUGGUGGUCAGAUCUUUUCUCGAGAGGUCACGGGAGAUAUCUAUACCAAGGUCGAUGGCGUCGAGCUUGUCAAGCUUAAGCAGGACAACAUUCUUAAGACCAAAUGGGCCCCCUUCUGGAAGCACUACUGUGAGGUCAACGACCUCCCUGACAUCCGCAAGUACGCUGAGUAUGGACGAAUCGCCGGCAUUCGCCGCAACGUCAACAAGAAGUUCGGUUUCGCUUCCUCUUGGAACCCCGAGCGCCUCACAGCCAUUCCGACUCAGAUCAUAAACUAUCUAAACCCAAAGAGCCGAAAGGUGGUCUCGACCGCUGGGGCCCCUAAUCGCAAGUAGAUAUGUACCAAGAAGAGUCCGCGAUAGCUAGGUACGCAAAACAGCUGAUUAACAACGGAUCAACGGUGUUCAGGGGAACACCUCAAUAACGGUUCAGCAAUAUUCGGCUGAAAUAAUCAAAAACGAAGGCAAGGGAGGCUUGCGACUAUUUCCGGAAUGUUGUUUGCACACAGGUGAAUGGUAAUAUGGAACACAUGGGACAUCUAAGGGCUUUGCUGUAACGGGAUUUGUAUCACAUCUUUUUUGGAGCCCUGGGGAAUCAAUGAAUU
Molecule: messenger RNA, 2375 nt
Organism: Fusarium oxysporum Fo47
Lineage: Eukaryota; Fungi; Ascomycota; Sordariomycetes; Hypocreales; Nectriaceae
Exons: 4
Coding region: 1-2106 (701 amino acids)
Molecular function (GO): RNA binding
Source: RefSeq, a predicted model, not a curated record